AAUUUAGUAUUGAGUUUACUCGCUGGCAACGCCUUAAGCGCGAGAUAAAUUGGAAUCGCUGUUUUUCUUCUGCUCUACUUGAACAUUUUAGCAAACAACAAAAUGUCUGCAGAAGUUGAAUUUAAUAAUAAAAAGGAAAUCCAUCUACGCACAUUAAAGCAGUCUGGUCAUGUCGGCUUUGACAGUUUACCGGAUCAAUUGGUGAACAAGAGCGUGCAAGGCGGAUUUGUCUUUAACGUCAUGUGUAUAGGCGAGACGGGCCUGGGCAAAUCCACAUUGAUGGAUACCCUCUUCAACACCAGUUUCGAAUCCACGCCAAGCCCCCACACCUUGCCCAGCGUUAAAUUGAAGGCCCACACUUAUGAAUUGCAGGAGAGCAAUGUUCGCUUAAAGCUUACCAUUUGCGAUACGGUUGGCUAUGGCGAUCAAAUCAACAAGGACGAUUCAUUCAAAGCAGUGGUGGACUAUAUUGAUGCUCAAUUCGAGAAUUAUUUGCAAGAGGAGCUGAAGAUAAAGCGUUCAUUGGUCACCUGCCAUGAUAGUCGCAUUCAUAUCUGUUUGUAUUUCAUCUGUCCCACGGGUCAUGGGCUAAAAUCUCUGGAUUUGGUGUGCAUGAAGAAGUUGGACAGCAAGAUCAAUAUAAUACCGGUCAUAGCCAAAGCCGAUACCAUUUCUAAGAUGGAAUUGCAGCGUUUUAAGGCAAAGAUCAUUCAGGAACUGAAUAGUAAUGGGGUCCACAUCUAUCAAUUUCCAACCGAUGAUGAGACCGUGGCCGAGACCAACACCAGCAUGAAUUCGCACAUUCCAUUUGCCGUUGUGGGCAGCACCGAGUUCAUUAAGGUGGGCAACAAGUUGAUACGGGCUCGACAAUAUCCCUGGGGCACCGUGCAAGUGGAGAACGAGACCCAUUGCGAUUUCGUCAAGUUACGCGAAAUGCUGAUUCGCACCAAUAUGGAGGAUAUGAGGGAGAAAACUCAUACACGGCAUUAUGAAUUGUAUCGGCAGAAGCGACUUGAACAAAUGGGCUUUAGUGAUGUUGACAGCGAGAACAAACCGAUAUCAUUUCAACAAACAUUCGAGGCCAAGCGCUCCAAUCAUCUGGCCGAGCUGCAAUCUAAAGAGGAGGAGGUCCGCCAGAUGUUUGUUCAGCGGGUCAAAGAGAAGGAAGCCGAGCUAAAAGACAGUGAAAAGGACUUACAUGCUAAAUUCGAGAAAUUGAAACGAGAUCAUGCCGAGGAAAAGCGCAAGCUAGAAGAAUCUCGAAAAGCUCUCGAAGAGGACUAUUUAGAUUUUCAGAGACGCAAACAGCAAUUGGCCACGGCUCAUCAUACUCUGACACUGGGAAAGAACAAGAAGAAGUAAUCGAAGUCUAAUCGAUCGAAUUGUCGGUGUCUUUUUUCAAGUAUUUUCUGUGCUUAACCCAAAGUAAUUAUUGCUUUUUUCAUCUCGUUGUGUAUUUCAUUUUACUAUUAUUAAGUUUAUUUCAACUAUUGACAUAUAUACACACACAUAUACAUAUACAUAUAUAUAUGCAUAAACCACAUAUAUUUACAAAACUAACGAAUAAAUCGAACUUAGUAUUUUAAAACAUAA
This is a messenger RNA of Drosophila willistoni, 1593 nucleotides long. RefSeq names its product septin-2 (gene Septin2). The record is from RefSeq and is a predicted model, not a curated record. Gene Ontology annotation, cellular component: septin complex; microtubule cytoskeleton; cell division site. NCBI's taxonomy places the organism in Eukaryota, Metazoa, Arthropoda, Insecta, Diptera, Drosophilidae. The transcript has 2 exons. Gene Ontology annotation, biological process: cytoskeleton-dependent cytokinesis. Gene Ontology annotation, molecular function: GTPase activity; GTP binding; molecular adaptor activity. The coding region runs from base 103 to 1362 and encodes 419 amino acids.